AUGACCGCCCGGCACGACUCCCGCUCACGGGCCCGAACCCGCGCUGGGACCCGACCCGUCCGCCGCUUCCCCCACUGCCGCCGCCACCCCGGCGAGCCCACCGCCGGCAUAUGCGCAUCGUGCCUCCGCGAGCGCCUCUCCGGCCUCGACCCCGCCGCAGCGGUCAAUAAUCCCGACGCAUCCCCGCCGGAGCUCCGCCGGUGCAGGUCAGUGGCCGCCGUAUCCAAGUGCGAGGGCUCCUCCGGCGGCAGGAGCGAGCCGCGGCGCAGAUCGUGCGACGUCGUCUCGGCUCGGAGCCCCCUGUGCAGCCUCUUCGACGUAGACGACCUGAGGAGCGGAUCGGAAAGCGAGGCGAGGGUCGAAUCGAAGAAUGUCGGGAGGAAUGCGGGGCUCUCGAAGGUCACCUACACCGUGAUCGAGCCGGAGAAGGAUAAUCACAACGGCAGCGAGAUUAGGGUUUCGAGUCACGAAUUGGGGGAAACGAGCGCCGACAGCGAUGGGGAUAUCCGAGGUGGAGAGUUCAAGACGAUGAAGGAGCACAUAGAUCUCGAAUUCCACAAGAAGACCAAGAAAUCCAAGGAUUUGAGAGAGAAAAUUGCUGGUGCAACCUCUGUUUUCGCUAGGAGAUUACUGAACUGGAGACAGAACAAUACGAACAAGGCGAAGAAUCAGAAAAACAACAUCCACGCUGGGAAAAAAUUGGAGGGACCUCCGAAUCCUGCAAUUCUAGGGCGAAGAUCUUGUGACACUAACCCUCGACUAUCGGUUGAUGCUAGCAAGAUCUCGUUCGAGGAGCCUCGCGCCUCGUGGGACGGUUACAUGAUAGCCCGCACAAUCCCUAGGUUAGCCCCGAUGUUCUCCUUGGUCGAAAAUGGCAUUUUUGAGGGCCCUAACAAGUUCGAGAGCCACAGGCUGUCGAUGGAUAGACCAAUGCACUCGAUUGUCGAGGAUGAGAGCAUGUCCGGAGCAUCGGCCUCCGGCCACUCGAAUUCCGACUCAUCUUCCUCCAUGAGACGGAGCAGUUUCGACCGGUCGAGCUCUGCCCGGAGUUUCGGGAAGAAACCGUCAGGCUCGGAAGAUCACGAGAACGUGAAGCUAGUGAUCACAGAGAAGGAGCUUAAGGACUGGCACUUGAGCAAUGGGCUGGAAAAAAAUGGGCCCGUUUUUUCGGGAGAUGAAAAUAUAGUUGCAGCUAAUAUCGAAUAUGCUGGGCCCACGAAGAAAUCCAUCAGGUGGCGCAAGGUAUGCAAUGUGUUUGGUUUCGGGCCAAAGCGGGGUAGUGAUGGGCUGCACAUGGGAAAUGGUGUUCCGAAGCUUGCGCGUAGUGCGAGUGUUGUGGGCCCAAGAAAAUCGUGCGAUGCUGUGGUUGUGGAGUCGAAUUACCGGAGAAGGAGUGUUGAUGGUGCCUGUGGUGGAUAUGGUUUGCAGGGGAUUGAGGGGUUUAAGCUGGAAAGGGUUUCUGGCGGGAAGUAUUGCUCGGGUGUUGAAAUUGGUGAUGGGAAUAAUAUGCCGUUCUAUAUGACGCCGUUGAGGAGCCUGAAGCAUAGCAAGUCUGGGAAGUUCAGGGUACAGAAUUUACACGGCCCGGUGUGUUAA
Molecule: messenger RNA, 1596 nt
Organism: Striga asiatica
Lineage: Eukaryota; Viridiplantae; Streptophyta; Magnoliopsida; Lamiales; Orobanchaceae
Source: the annotation of a GenBank genome assembly